CCUGCUCCGAUCCAGCCAUUAUUGAUAUAGUUUGUAGUCAUUUUUUUAUUUUUUUAAUUUCUUCUUGUUUUUCUCUUUUGUUUUCUUUUUUGGUGGAAAAUAAAAUGUCUGAUACAGACGGGGAUGUUGGUUCUGAAGAAGUUUCAACGGACAAGGUUAAUGAUAUCCAAAGUAUUCGCACUGCGUCGUCCGAUGGCGAUCUUCAGGCAGCUAGCAAGAACAGCCCCGAUUCGCCUUCGCCGCGAAAGUCACGUCUUUUCGGCCGCCAGAAAUCCCUCCACGCCGCUCUCGGCGGUGGAAAAUCCGCGGAUAUUAUGCUGUGGAGGAACAAGCAAAUUUCAGCAGGAGCUCUUGCUUCUUCAACUGUUAUAUGGCUUCUGUUUGAAUGGAUAGGAUACCAUUUGCUUACUUUUAUUUGCCACUGUCUUAUACUUUUAUUGGCAAUCUUGUUCCUAUGGUCCAAUCUCUCAUCCUUUGUCAACAAGACUCCACUGGACUUCCCGGAGUUUAUAUUGCCGGAGGAUUUGUGCAUGAGAGCUGCACUGGCGGUGAGAGAUAAGUGUCAUUGGGCAAUUGGUAUUUUCCGGGAAGUGGCUUCAGGGAAGGAUUUGAAGAAGUUCCUCUAUGCAAUUAUGGGCUUGUGGAUUCUUUCUGCCAUUGGCAGCUGGUUCGACUUUCUCACCCUAGUAUACAUCAUAUUUAUUAUGCUGUUGACAUUACCUAUAUUCUACGAAAAGCAUGAAGAUCAAGUGGAUGCUUAUGCACACAAAGCAAGAAAAGAACUAAAGAGACAGUACAGCCAUUUGGAUGAAAAGCUUCUUCAGAAACUACCCAAGGUUAAUUUCGGUAAAGACAGCAAGCAGCACUGAUCAAACUCAUGUUCAGUUUGUUCCUGAA
This is a messenger RNA of Ipomoea triloba (trilobed morning glory), 897 nucleotides long. RefSeq names its product reticulon-like protein B5. Bases 105 to 869 code for a protein of 254 amino acids. The transcript has 5 exons. The record is from RefSeq and is a predicted model, not a curated record. Lineage: Eukaryota; Viridiplantae; Streptophyta; Magnoliopsida; Solanales; Convolvulaceae.